Messenger RNA from Pungitius pungitius (ninespine stickleback), 2763 nucleotides. It is a transcript of the gene itprip, whose product is annotated as inositol 1,4,5-trisphosphate receptor interacting protein. The transcript has 3 exons. Gene Ontology annotation, cellular component: membrane. The coding region runs from base 406 to 2013 and encodes 535 amino acids. Lineage: Eukaryota; Metazoa; Chordata; Actinopteri; Perciformes; Gasterosteidae. The record is from RefSeq and is a predicted model, not a curated record.
CAGAGUACUGGAGCUGCAUGAACAUGGGCUGGGGAUGCCUGUUUGGGCUGAAAAAGGGGGAUGUGGGCGGUGUCUCGGUCUACGGGUGGAGCGCGCAGUCCGGAAAUGAGCAAAGAGCUGUGAAAUUGUUUCCCUCGUUGCUCACACGAGUUUGAUGAGGCUUGCUUUCAUCCGAGGCUCAAUUUAUCGCCAUGAACUUGCACAGAGAACCGCGCGGAGGAUGUUGGUGACCGUAGAGGGUUAUCAGAAGAAGGAUGAGAGGGACCAAUCUUCCUUCCUCCCGUGUUGCACGGCCUGAUGCUGGAAGAGUGGGUCACUCCCAGUGUCACUCAGCCCACUUCUAUAUUUAGAGCUGCCCGGACCACCGCGCCGUGACUAAAUGCGCUCGCUGGAAUCCAGCUGAAGAUGCAGGGGGCCAUCGCACGAGUGUGCGUGGUGGUGGCCGCGGCCAUAUUGAACCACCCCUUGCUCUUUACCCAAGACGGCGCCGAGCCUCCGGACCAGGACGAGGAGCUGAUGGCGCGCAUGCGGGAGCACGAGGAGAGGCUGGAGAUGGAGCACGCGCGGCUGGACAGGGAGCUCUCGCAGCUGGACUCGGAGCAGCGAGAAGCCGGCCCGGGUGAGGGUUACAGCUGGUACUUCUGGAGCGCCGUGUCUUUCGCCGUGUUCUUCGCCGUGGAGGCGGGUUGCAGGGCGCCGGCCGCCACCGACGCGGACACCCGGCCGGUCGAGGGCGAGGACGCGAGCGGCUCACGAGUCACCCCGCGGACCGUGGCGCUGGACAAGGACGUCCUGAGCGACUUCUGCGACAAAUGCGCCCACGCGUCGGCCCGCGACCACUGGAGGGUGAGGGACUUCGUCGGGGGCUUUGCCGGCGAGUUGGCGGACUCGCUCCGGAGCGUGUGCGACGCCAGGCGCGCGGGCCUGAAGGUUGGGGACUUCGUCGGGAUCGGGAGCGCGUUCGAGUCGUGGGAGGUGGGCCAGCCGCUGACGUGUGACCUCAUCGUGCCCCUCUCGCCGCCGCGUCCCUACUCCUUCCAGUUCCACCCGUGGUGCGACGCGGCCCCGGCCCCGCAGCUGGGCUGCGGCGGGAUAACGGUGAGCCGCUUCGGGGAGAACGAGGAGGGCUGCAUCUGCGGCUCGGCGGACAUGGGGGAGGACGACGUGCUCUGCAUGCUGCACGGCGAGGACGACCCGCCCGGAGAGGACCGCGGCCCCCACGAGCUGCCGCCGGAGCUGUGCUCCGGCGACGCGCGUUCCUUCGCCAAGGAGCGGGUCGUCAAGUGGUUCCAGGUCUCUGUGACCAGAGCGUGGCGCCGCAUCUCGCACAAGUACGACUUCGCGGUGACGUUUCGCCACCUGGACGCCGCCGGCGCCCUGAAGAUCCGGUUCCGCUCGGGGAAAGCGAUCCUAGUGAACGUCAUACCGGCGGUUCGCUUCGAGGACACGGACGCGUAUUUCGUCUCCCACUUCCCGUCGGACUGCGGGGCCGGCUCCCCCGACCCGUGCUGGCCCGUCUCUUUGGCCGUCUACGAGGGGAGUUUGCUGAAGCACUUCUCCAAACUCCUACCGCCGAAUUCCUGUCAUCUACGCUGCCUCCAGAUCGUCAGCUUCCUGCACAGGAAGCAGACGGCGCUCACGGGGCCCAGCGCCCUCACCAGCUACCACCUGAAGACCGCCCUGUUGCACUUGCUGCUGGCCAAGAGGCCGUCCGAGUGGAGCGCCGACGCCACGGAGCGCAGGCUGCGGGACGUGCUCGGCUUCGUGCACGCGAGCCUCCGCGAGAAGAGACUCCGUCACGCGCUGGUCGGGAACGGCGACGUGCCGGAGGCGGUCCGCGUGCCCGAGGCGAUCCGCGCGGCGCGGCCCGUCAACCUGUUCCAGUGCCUGGCGUCGGAGAGGGAGCGCCACGCGGCGACGGUCGGGCAUUUCGACGAGAUGUUGAGAAAUGCGCCCGCGCUCAUGCAAGAGUACGCGCGAGCGUCACGGGGCAGAUUAGAUGAGCGUCUGUGAGAGCUUAAAUAGCAUCCAGUGUUUACAAAUGGCACUUAAAAGUACUUUAUUACAGGCGAGAAAACUUGACAAGGUAACCCGUGUUACUAAAGGGGCGCCAAACAACCCAUGGCCACAUUUCAACAGUGGGUUUUGUGUUGCUGUGUGCUGUUAUGUUUAAUCUGUAGCAUUGUUACUGAAACAAUCAGGUCUUAUAACCCAGUAUCUUUUUUAUAGAGUAACCUUAAUAAAUAGGCUUUUCGGUUGAUAGAUAAUCGCUUUGCCUUUUAAACGAAGCAACUAAUUGAAAAGGUGAUCAUUUUUUAAAUGCUGUAAACUUUUUAAUAAAUAAUCCAGUGCACUUUUAUCAAUGGGGGAAAAAUAGUAACAAACCUAUUAUGCUGGUUGAAAUAGUACAGCAAUGCUUUUGUUCUCAUUGUUGGACAUCCGAUGGCAGCUAUUAAAUAUGCGUUGUCAUACUACUAUAGAGCAUUUAUUUUGCCUGUAAAGUUCUGCUGUGUUGUACAGUUCUUUAGAUUAUUAAAUUAAACCACCCUGUGUAGUCACCCCGGGGAAAACCAAAUGUAGUUAUUCAAUAUAAAAACAAAGAACAUUUUGUGCAGUCGCUACAUGCAGUUUUUAUUAGAGAAAGCGCAUCAUAAAAAUGUAGCAUUCACUUUACUAAACCUCAUUUCAAAUAUGAUUUAGUAUUUUCAACAAUGUAUAUUUUCCCAUUUCAAAGAGUGAAAAUGUAUAUGAUGUAUACAAUUU